Pteropus alecto (black flying fox) is the source of this 2130-nucleotide messenger RNA. It is a transcript of the gene MFSD2A, whose product is annotated as major facilitator superfamily domain containing 2A. The record is from RefSeq and is a predicted model, not a curated record. Gene Ontology annotation, molecular function: lysophospholipid:sodium symporter activity. Gene Ontology annotation, cellular component: membrane. The coding region runs from base 178 to 1770 and encodes 530 amino acids. Gene Ontology annotation, biological process: carbohydrate transport. The transcript is spliced from 14 exons. Lineage: Eukaryota; Metazoa; Chordata; Mammalia; Chiroptera; Pteropodidae.
AGAGGGCGUGCAAGAGAGUGUGCACCUCACCCGCCAGCCUGUGGGGUUUACUACAGUACGAGGUGACUGUGGCGGCAGUGGCGGUGCCGGCUACAACCGGAGCCCGAGCGGAGUGGAAGCCGGCAGAGCAGAGGAGCAUCCCGGCGUCCCGGUUCCAGGAGGCGUGGCCCGCGGGUCAUGGCCAAAGGAGAGGGCGCCGAGAGCGGCUCCGCGGCGGGGCUGCUGCCCACAGGCGUCCUUAAAGCUGGUGAACAUCCGGCCCAGGUGAUGAUGAAGGAACCAAAGAAGAAACAACAGUUGUCCAUUUGCAACAAGCUUUGCUAUGCAGUUGGGGGGGCCCCAUACCAGGUGACGGGCUGUGCCCUAGGGUUCUUCCUGCAGAUCUACCUGUUGGAUGUGGCUCAGGUAGACCCAUUCUCUGCCUCCAUCAUCCUAUUCGUGGGCCGAGCUUGGGAUGCCUUCACAGACCCCCUGGUGGGCUUCUGCAUUAGCAAAUCCUCCUGGACCCGGCUGGGCCGCCUCAUGCCCUGGAUUGUCUUCUCCACACCCCUGGCCAUCAUUGCCUACUUCCUCAUCUGGUUCGUCCCUGACUUCCCACAGGGCCAGGCCCUGUGGUACCUGCUUUUCUAUUGCCUCUUUGAGACACUGGUCACAUGUUUCCACGUUCCCUACUCAGCUCUCACCAUGUUCAUCAGCACAGAGCAGAGUGAGCGGGAUUCAGCCACUGCCUAUCGGAUGACUGUGGAGGUAUUGGGCACAGUGCUGGGAACAGCAAUCCAGGGGCAAAUUGUAGGCCAAGCGGAUACGCCUUGUCUCCAGGUCCCCAAUGGUUCAGAAGUGGCCUCGGAAGGUGCCAAUCGCACACACAGCUCCACUUCACUCAGAGAAACGCAAAAUGCAUACCUGCUGGCAGCAGGGGUCAUUGCCUCCAUCUAUGUCAUCUGUGCUGUCAUCCUGGUCCUGGGUGUGCGAGAGCAGAGAGAACCCUAUGAGACUCAGCAGGCUGAGCCAAUGUCCUUCUUUCGGGGCCUCCGGCUGGUCAUGAGCCACGGCCCAUAUAUCAAGCUUAUCGCUGGCUUCCUCUUCACCUCCCUGGCAUUCAUGCUGGUGGAAGGGAACUUUGCUUUAUUUUGCACCUACACCUUGGGCUUCCGCAACGAAUUCCAGAAUCUGCUCCUGGCCAUCAUGCUCUCAGCCACAUUCACCAUUCCUCUCUGGCAGUGGUUCCUAACUCGGUUUGGCAAGAAAACGGCUGUAUACAUCGGGAUCUCAUCAGCAGUGCCGUUUCUCAUCUUGGUGGCCCUCAAGGAGAGCAACCUGAUUGUCACAUACGUAGUAGCCGUGGCAGCUGGCAUCAGUGUAGCAGCCGCCUUCUUACUACCCUGGUCCAUGCUGCCCGACGUCAUUGACGACUUCCUCUUGAAGCAGCCUCACUCCCAUGGAACCGAGCCCAUCUUUUUCUCCUUCUACGUUUUUUUCACCAAGUUUGCCUCUGGAGUCUCACUGGGCAUCUCUACUCUCAGUCUUGACUUUGCUGGGUACCAGACCCGUGGCUGCUCCCAGCCAGCACGUGUCAGGUUUACACUGAAGAUGCUGGUGACAAUGGCUCCCAUAGUCCUCAUCUUGCUAGGCCUGCUGCUCUUCAAGCUAUACCCCAUUGAUGAGGAGAAGCGGCGGCAGAACAAGAAGGCACUGCAGGCUCUGAGGGAAGAGGCCAGCAGCUCAGGCUGCUCUGACACAGACUCUACAGAGCUGGCCAGCAUCCUCUAGGACCUGCUGUGUUACCUGAAGCCCCCAUGAAAAGGGCAUGCAUCACUAGGCCAUAUGAGAAAUCCAGGCCUGCUUGCCCACUCACUGAACAGCUGAUCUCCAGGUGCCAAGAAGAGAGCCAAAGACUUGAAAGUAAACAGCCCAUGAUAACAACUGUGCCCACCUUGGGGUGGGCUAUUCCUACAGCUUCCUGCCUCCUCUCUCUCAACCCAUGGGACCAAGCCCUGGGACUGCUACUGUGAAUAUGCCAAGGACUGAUGGGGCCUAGCCUGGAACACUAAUGUAGAAACAUUUUAUAUGGAGACUAAUUAAUAACUUAAUGACUGUACAUAGCCUUGUGUGUAUAUAUAUAUAUAUAUA